Messenger RNA from Dromiciops gliroides (monito del monte), 1896 nucleotides. RefSeq names its product ankyrin repeat and SOCS box containing 16 (gene ASB16). Lineage: Eukaryota; Metazoa; Chordata; Mammalia; Microbiotheria; Microbiotheriidae. Gene Ontology annotation, cellular component: membrane; synapse; axon initial segment. The record is from RefSeq and is a predicted model, not a curated record. Gene Ontology annotation, molecular function: transmembrane transporter binding. Gene Ontology annotation, biological process: neuronal action potential; negative regulation of delayed rectifier potassium channel activity; intracellular signal transduction. The transcript is spliced from 5 exons.
AAACCUGUUGAUCAGAUUGCCAGAGAGGCCUAUUUAUAGCCUCAGCUGCUCCUGAAUAAACAGCUUUGGCAAAGGGGGGCUCCUCAGAGCAGAGAUGGCAGGGUAGUGUGAGCUGGUAUUGCCUGGGCACCCGCUCUCAUAAAUUGGGCCCACAACAGCAUGGCAAAGGAGACUUUCCCCUUCACUUCUUCCACUUUGCGCUCACUUCGCCUGCAGCAAGAAUGGCUAGAAUGGGAAGAUCGACGCCGGGCAGCUGCCCGGCAGUGCUACAACCAGAGAUGCCCCCCAAGCACCCGAACCCAACUUACCCGGACCCCCUGCUAUUGCCGGGAUCCAGCUGUCCAUAAUGCCCUGUUUGUGGGUGAUCUGCAACGGAUCCAGGCCCUGUUCCAGGAUGAAGCAACAGCUAACAUGAUUGUGGAGACUGUCACUGACCAGCUGGCAUGGUCGGCUGAACUGGGCCUCUGGGUACUGACCCCAAGGACCAAACAGAUGACCCCAUUACAAAUUCUGGCAGCCCGAGGCUAUACGAACUGUGUCCGCCAUCUGAUUCUCCAGGGUGCUGAUCCAGAUGCCUGAAUCGGGGGGCAAACGGCCUUGCAUGAGGCCUGUGCCCAGGCCCAUCCAGACUGUGUGAGGUUGCUGCUUGACUUUGGAGCCAAUGCUAAUGUGCUAUCAGAGGAAGGAAUGGCCCCCCUCCACCUCUGUACUACCUCUGAGUCUUUACAAUGUGCCAGAUUACUGCUGGAAAUGGGAGCAUCUGUGAACCUGGCCUCAAGGGAAAGCAAGAUCACGCCUUUGCAUGUGGCUGCUGGUCGGGGCCUGGAAAAACACGUAACCUUGUACCUGCAGUAUGGGGCUGAUGUGGCCCUGCGUACAGGCCAAGGUGAGACUGCCCUCAACUCAGCCUGUGCUGGGGCUGAAGGGCCAGACCAGCAGCAUGAGGGGGUUGUCUGGAGGCUGCUGGAGGCAGGGGCAGAUCCCCAGGCAGCAGGCCGAAAGCGCCACACACCACUCCACAAUGCCUGUGUCAACGGUUGUGAGCGACUGGCUGAACUGCUGCUGCGCCACGGGGCAAAGGCUGAUGCUCCCAACGGGGCCGGACACACACCCAUGGACUGUGCCCUACAGGCAGCUGAGGAUAUCCCCAACGGGAAGCCUGAGGUCCUCAUCACUGCCCUGCUGGAUUAUGGGGCUCAACCCAUCCACCCAGAGAUGCUGAAGCUGUGUGCUUCAUCUCCACAAGCCCUGGAAGUACUGCUCAAUGCCUACCCUUGUGUCCCACCCAGUGAAACCUGGGCUGAAGCUGUGCCCCCAGAGCUGUGGCAGGAGCAUGAAGCCUUCUACAACUCGGCCUUAAGCAUGGCAAACCAGCCUCGGCGGCUGCAGCACCUGGCAAGACAUGCCCUCCGGAGCUACCUCAGGAGUCGAUGUCGCCUUGCUGUAUCCCAACUUCCUUUGCCCCCUGCCCUGAAGGACUACAUGCUCCUUGGGAUUGAGGGGAGCAUUCAGUGAGCUUGAGUUGGGGAAGGUGCCGGAUGCCUGGGUCUAUCUGUGGCUGUACUACCCUUCUCACCUAGGAAGAAGCUCCUGGAAAAGUUGUUCUCAGCCUUUUAAGCCCAUGGGACCACUCAAAUAGAGUGAAGGACACCAUGGACAAUCUCCUCCUCCACCCCUCCCCGUUGAAAAAAAAAAGCCACAAUUAAUGGGAAGGAUGCCCAAGAGGAGUUUUUAUUAAACGAGCAAACAACACAAUGACAAACCCAAGUAUGUGCGUUAUCAUAACAAACAUGACAAGAAUCCCCUCCACAGAUUGCCCAUUUACCCCUCCUCCCUUCCAGGCCAGACCUCUGAAUUGCCAGCUAGCUUUCUCAUGCUUCCUGCCACCCCAAGGCA